AUGUAUACCUAUAUACCAUGGGAACUGGAAACAGAAAUACUUUCUAGGGUUCCGGCCACAUCUCUAAAGCAGUUGCGAUUCACUUGCAAAAGAUGGUACGCUUUAUCUAAAGAUCCGAGCUUUAUCAUGAAGAACUGGGGCAAAGCUGCAACACAGAUGGUCUUAAAGAAACGUCAUUCGGUUUUUUCAGUUAGCAUCGAUUUCCAUUGGCACGACGACACGGAUGAUCACUAUCUUAAACUUACAGGUAAACUCGAGGAUCCAGAAGAUCCAAAAGAUGUCGAGAUAUCUGAAAUCUUCCAGUGUGAAGGUUUGUUGUUAUGCACGACCGAAGACAAGGGACUCGUUGUUUGGAACCCUUGUACUGGCCAAACCAGGUGGAUCCAAUCUAGUACAAUGCAUCAUUCGUGUUUUCUAGGAUACAAAAACAACAGCAAAUAUUCGCUCGACAGCUACAAAAUCUUGAGCUUUAGCAAAUCUCGCAGGGGCUGGAAUGCCCCUGUUGUUGAUAAGUUUGAAAUGUACGAGUUUGACACUGGUUCGUGGAAGGUUCUUGAUGUUGAUACCCAUACCUUGGGGGUAUUAUCACUUGGCGUGUCUUUGAAGGGAGAUACCUACUGGUUAGAUUCAGAGGAUCAUGAAAGAUACCCUUAUCUGAUUAAUUCCAUGGUCAGGUUUGAUUUUACAUUACAGAGAUUUGGACGUCUGCCUAUUCCUUUUCAGAGUCGUAAUAAUUAUCAUGAAGAGGUUUCAGUUCUAUCAGUUGUCAGGGAAGAAAAACUUGGGGUGUUACAUCAGAGGUUGAGUAGUUUAGAGAUGAAGAUAUGGGUGGCCAAUAAUACUAUUACUGAUGAAGCCGAAGACGACUUGUCGUGGAGCGUAUUCUUGGUUGUGGAUUUGGGUAAACAUAAUAUGAUAAAUAAUAUGACCAAGGUGACGAGUUUCUUGGUGGAUGAGGAGAAUAAAAGGGUCAUGUGUUGCUUUCUAGACGGAGACAUGACCACAGUUUACAUUGUUGGAGAGGAUAUACAUAUACAAGUCUAUAGAGAAAUCUAUAGAGAGGUUAAACAGUACCGAUACUUUUCUUUAGAACGCUCUGAGAGACCAUUUCUCGUCAGUUAUGUUCCAAGCUUGGUUUGA
Microthlaspi erraticum is the source of this 1140-nucleotide messenger RNA. The record is from the annotation of a GenBank genome assembly. Lineage: Eukaryota; Viridiplantae; Streptophyta; Magnoliopsida; Brassicales; Brassicaceae.